UAUGCUCCUUUUCAUCUCCCAGAGCAUAAAAGCUUGCUCACAUUUUCAUUUCCAUCAGCUAGUAAGCUCUUUGCUUCUAAUUUUUUUUCUUUUCUUUUUUCAGAUAUAUUAUUGAUUUUCAGCAUGCAACAAGCAAUUCCAUACAAGUCAUGGCCUCUGCCAUGCGUCAACACUACUUCCCAUCGUGCCUCAUCAACAGUUGGCCACAACAACCUCGUACUAAGCAAUGGAGGAGGCAGCAAAUACAUGCUUAACAUUGUAUCAGAGAAGGCUGUGAUUGUGUUCGCCAGGAAGGGUUGCUGCAUGAGCCAUGUAGUGAGGCGUUUGCUGCUGGCGCUGGGUGUAAACCCUGCGGUUAAUGAGAUUGAUGAGGAGGAUGAGGUUGGUUUUUUGAAUGAAUUGGGAAUGAUUUGUAAAGGUGAUGGAAAAGAUAAAACGCUGCAGCUUCCGAUUGUGUUUAUCGGUGGGAAGUUGUUUGGGGGAUUGGAUAAAGUUAUGGCUACUCAUAUUAGUGGAGAGUUGGUCCCCGUGUUGAAAGAUGCCGGGGCCUUGUGGCUUUGAUUGAUGCAGUUUUGUGAGUUUCUUUUUCUUUUCUUUUUUUUUUUUUUAAAAAUUUCUUGUAUAGGUUUGGUUGGAUAAUUUCUGACUCGAAAGAGCUUUGUUCGCCAGAAAAUGGAAGAUUAUUAUUAUUAUUAUUAUUAUUAUUUUGGUUUUAGAAUUAACCCAAUUAGGAAGGUAACUUUGUUACAAAGAAAUACCAAUCAAGAUAGUACAUCUUCUAUCAAUUCUUCUUCUUUUCUACUUUUCUGUUUCUUGACAUGUUGAAAUGGGAUUAUUGAUUCGAUUAGAAUGAUUCUCAAGGAA
Molecule: messenger RNA, 864 nt
Organism: Durio zibethinus
Lineage: Eukaryota; Viridiplantae; Streptophyta; Magnoliopsida; Malvales; Malvaceae
Source: RefSeq, a predicted model, not a curated record